AUGCCCAAAAAAGUCGAGCGAACACGCACCUUCACAGGCUGUCGAACAUGUCGUUCGCGCCACGCAAAAUGCGACGAGGCUCAGCCCGAAUGUGGAACCUGUAAACGACUGGGGCUUGCGUGUGGAGGUUACGGAGCACGGCUGUUUUGGAUCAGGGAUGAUGCUGUUCGCCCGGAGCUGCAGCAGAGCCAUCGGGGCUCGGAGUAUCGGUAUCCACUAUUCUCCGAGAGUGAGAGACGGUUGAUGAGUGAUGAGUUGAAGGGGAGUUUGGGGAAGAGAACGGCGUUGGCGUUGUUGGCGGAUAUUGAUUCUGCGUGUGAGAAGAGUGAUGUUGGAGAUGCGUUGAUGAGAGGGCCUUUUGGGGUUUUUCAGUCUCUUGAGGAGAAGGAGUCGACGUUGGAUACUAUUGAGUGCUCUCCUGAUACUAACACUGAUAAUACAUCGACGAGUAUGUAUGCUGAGACUGAUGGGCUCAUCGAAGAAAUUCAACGAACAGACUGGCCCGAUCAGCUACCUGAAGAUGACUUGGAUAUCUUUACAGCUUCAUUGGAUCCGAGCUUCAACAUCAAUUCUGAAGACCUAACAGCAGGCGAUCAGAUGAAUAGUCAUGAUUCUAUGGCAAACUUCUUCGUCGAUGAUCCGAUGGGCGCUGAAGGCCUCGCUCUCUUCAGUCCAGGCUUCAUAUCCCAAGUCAUGGGACACGACACCGCGCAAGAAGACACCAUCGACCCAAGUCUUCAAGCCUCAAUGAACGAAGUAGUCCCCUACCCAAGAAAUAUCACAAGCCCCUCCAUCCUUCCCGAAGAAGCAGAGCCACUACUCCGCCACUACAGACAACACAUCGCCGGCCAACGCUCAACAAUGCGAGCUAAACGCAAGUCUCCCUGGGAGAUCAUAUUUCUGCCCUGUGCUCUCGAGACAUUUGCUGAGCUAUCGCUAUGGAACGAAGCUUCUCAUACCCGCUCUUCGAUAUUUUAUACACUUCUUGCUCAUAGUGCGUUGCAACUUCAUAUGUCCAAGGCACCGAAGUCUUUGGCGGCGGAUUGGAAGGAGGUUGGGUUGAAGAAUCAUGAACGUGCGCAGAACCAUCUGAGACAGGCGUUGCAGCAUGAGAUGUUUGGGCCGAGACAGGCGAGUUAUAAGGAGCUUUUGAUGGCCAUUUUAGCUAUGGCGAUGACUUCACUGCAUAAUGGAGCUCGUGCAUUUCGCAUCUUCCUCCUCGAUGCAGAACGCCUCAUCCGCCUACGCGGUCUGGCAAACCAAACCCAAAACCCCUUCAAGUCACGGCUUCUGCAUCAUAUGUACACUCAUCUCCGAGUCAUUGCAGAGAGUAUAUCCCUCUGGGGUGAACCUCUUCCCGAAAGCUCUUCAGAGAUCCAAGGCCGUGAGCAAUUUCGAACAUUCCGUAUCACGGAAGAGGGCCUGAACAUGGGUCUUGAUCCCGCUCAAGAAAAGACUGAUGAGCUUGGAUACAAUGACAUUCAUCUUGAAGUCCAAGGACGCUGGACUCAGACUCUUUAUCCGGUCAUUUACGGGAUACCCGAGUCUCUUAUGACGCUCUUGUCACAAACGGUCUCCUUGUCUAAUGAGAAGAACCGUCUUGAGACUGUUGCGCGCUGCAACCCCUCUAUAUCAGAAGCUCUCUCCAAACAUACCAAAACCCUCGAAAACAGAAUCUGGGCAUGGCCCUCAACCCUCGACCCCACCGAGCCCGUCAAAAUGCCCACAGGCGACGAAGACCUCGUUCGCCAUCCUCAAGUUCGCUCAAUGACACUAGCAAUCCACCAAGCGUUGGUGAUAUACUUCUACCGAAGAGUCUAUGACAUGAACGCCAUGAUAUUGCAAGACCUUGUUCGAAAGACGCUGGAGUAUCUCGAGCCGUGUCUGAGUGAGUUGAUCGAUGAUCAGGAUUUUGCUACGAGUUUGGCGUGGCCUGCUUUUGUGGCAGCUUGUGAAGCUGUGAGUCCGGAUUUGCAGGAGCGAGCGUUGAAGUGUUUGGGGGUUACGGAUGAUAAGGGUGUUUAUUUUACGAACAGGCCGGCUGGGGUUGUUGUGCCCUUGAUUUGGGAGAAGAGGAAGCAGUCUGGGGAUUGGACUACGAGUUGGCAGAGUCUUGUACAGGAAAGUCUAGCAUAG
This is a messenger RNA of Fusarium verticillioides 7600, 2136 nucleotides long. RefSeq lists its product as hypothetical. The coding region runs from base 1 to 2136 and encodes 711 amino acids. Gene Ontology annotation, biological process: positive regulation of transcription by RNA polymerase II. The transcript is spliced from 3 exons. Gene Ontology annotation, cellular component: nucleus. Lineage: Eukaryota; Fungi; Ascomycota; Sordariomycetes; Hypocreales; Nectriaceae. Gene Ontology annotation, molecular function: transcription cis-regulatory region binding; DNA-binding transcription factor activity, RNA polymerase II-specific; zinc ion binding. The record is from RefSeq and is a predicted model, not a curated record.